Mugil cephalus (flathead mullet) is the source of this 7166-nucleotide messenger RNA. RefSeq names its product TBC1 domain family, member 4 (gene tbc1d4). The transcript is spliced from 24 exons. Bases 726 to 4496 code for a protein of 1256 amino acids. The record is from RefSeq and is a predicted model, not a curated record. NCBI's taxonomy places the organism in Eukaryota, Metazoa, Chordata, Actinopteri, Mugiliformes, Mugilidae.
CCCUACCCACUCCUCCAGCACAUGGGAUGUUUGGGUGGUGGUUCGUCAACGCGCACAGCCGCUCCGCCUCCAAGGCGUUGUGGAAGAAAGGAGCACAGAGGAGAAGCUGCACCAAAAGACGAUAAACAAGCAUCAAUGCAUGUACCUCAUACUUCACCAAGGACGGGAAUUGCCAGCGGGCCGGUCAGGCGUAUGCGUUUGAGGAUUCGCGACUGGGACAGUGUAAAUGCGCCGCCCCGUGUGCGCCUAGGAGCGACGCACAGCGCGUCAAAGAAAUCAGAUUUCUCUGGGCGACUUGUGUUUACACAGGAGCUAUCCAGAGCCACGUUUUAGCAAGCAGUCGCUCGGGACAGCACAGUACAGGGGUGUUUAGCGCACAGGCUUUCCGCCCAUGCAAACAGUGGAACAGAGCAAGGACUCGAGCAACAGAUACACGUCCACAAAAGCAUUUUUUUUUGCUGAAGAAAAAUCUUCCAUCGGAGACAUUUUUUUUUUUAAGAUUAUGAUAUCAUGAGGAGGUGCAGCUGAUCGACAGGGUGAGCACAUGGUUGUGCACGUAGCCAAGCGCUUCAUGGUAUGAACUUUAUGGAUUCGGACAUGGGAACUGUUGCAAACUAACAACAACUAUCCCUUGGUUGCAGGCAACGACAUAUUGCCAAUAUAUACAUUUUUAUUUUGAAAGAAACAUUUAGUCACCUUCGCUGUCAACGAGGCAAAAAGUCUACAUGAUCGACAUGGAGACCCGGGAUGAGACGGAGAGGUCAGAGAGGAGGUUCGCCCUCAGUUACAUCGGCUGGUCGUCGCUGGACAGCCGGACCACUCUGCCCAUGCUGCCGUGGCUGGUGGCCGAGAUCCGCAGGAGGAGCGAGAAGGGCGACUGCGGCCCCGUGAUGCAGCCGAGAGAAGUUCAGCUGGUCCUCUGCCCCCCUUUCGUCAGAUGCGUCCCCUCCACCAGCAACAACUCGUCCGUCUUCAUCUUCGAGCACAAAGCGCAGCUCAUCUCUCGCUUCGUCCACAACAGCAAUGACCUCACCUACUUCGCCUAUCUCCUGCGGGGCCAGCCCGACAACCCCGAGUCCGAGAUGUCCUGUCACGUCUUCAAGGCCUGCGACCCCAACCAGGUCCCCGAGGUAAUCAGUAGUAUUCGCCAAGUGUCCAAAUCAGCCCUGAAGGAAGAUGCCAAGCCCAAACAGGAAGCUGACGAGGCCUUCUACAACUCCCAGAAGUAUGAAGUGCUUUACUGUGGCAAGGUGACGGUUGGCCACAAAAAGGCUCCAUCCACCCUCAUCGAUGACUGCAUUGAUAAGUUCCGCCAGCAUGAGAUUGAGCGCAAGCGCCUGCGACUGCUCAACGGUCAGAGGGGGUCCACGGAGAGCGCCCCUGUGGAGUUUCUCGUGGGAGGAGAAGCAGAUCCACUCUCCGUUGCCCUGAAUGAGAAUACAGAAGACGCUGAAGGUUCUGGAUUGGAGGAUGUGACUGCAGGAGGAGGUAAAGGUCUGUCCGGCAGCACCAGUCAGAGCAGCUUGCGAGGAGCAUUCCCUGAGUGCAUCCUGGAGGACUCUGGAUUUGAGGAGCCUCAGGAGUUCCGUACACGUUGUAGCAGCAUGGCGGGGAGUCUGCAGAGGAAGCCAGGGGACGGCGUCAUCAUUGGUCCCACACGCCGCAGACACGCUAGCGCACCAAACAACGUUCAGCCUUCGGAUGCGGACAAGAACCGCACAAUGCUCUUCCAGGUUGGACGUUUUGAAGUAAACCUCAUAAGUCCUGACAGUAAAACAGUGGUGCUGGAGAAGAACUUCAAAGAUAUCUCAUCCUGCUGUCAGGGCAUCAAGCAGACUGACCAUUUUGGGUUCAUCUGUCGGGACCAGUCGGUGUCUGGUCCCAAUCAGUACAUGUGCUACGUUUUCCAGUGUGCCAGCGAAUCCUUGGUGGAUGAGGUGAUGCUGACCCUGAAGCAGGCCUUCAGCACCGCAGCCGCCUUACAAAGCAACAAGAUGCAGAUUCAGCUGUGCGAAGCCUGCCCCAUGCAUGACCUGCACAAGCUCUGCGAGAGGAUUGAAGGUCUCUACCCACCUAGAGCAAAGCUAGCCAUCCAAAAAUAUCUUUCUCAGCUGACUGACAAUGAGCAGGCUGAGAUCUUUGAGCGAGUUCAGAAACUGAAGCCCGGGUCAGACCAAGAAGAGAAUGAGCUGGUGAUACUCCAACUGAGGCAGCUUUGUGAAACCAGACAAAAGUCCCACCUUCACAUCGGAGAGGCUCCUCAGAAUGCUGCAAACAGCCCAGCAGGAGAUGGCGCAGCCCCCAGCAGCCGCUUCAAGCUCGAUAUUCUCAAGAACAAAGCACGUACGUCCCUCACCAGCUCUCUGGAGAACAUCUUUGCAAGGGGUGCCAGCCGAAUGCGGGGCCGCUUGGGGAGCAUGGGGAGCAUUAGCAGUUUCGAAAGACAGGAUGAGGAGUCUCCUGGUCACUCCCCUCCAGGUUCACCUCCUGCCUUCCCAGACGAUGACCCGGAAGGGGGACUGCAGUUCCGUCGGCGUGCCCACACCUUCAGCCACCCCCCGGUGAAGAAGCGCAUCUCCUUCGAAGGCCAUCUGACCAGCCAGAGCAAGCACCACUUGCUUCACAGGCAGAGCUCAGUUAACACGGAACUGUUGCAAAGCAGUCCCGUGGCUGUUUCGAGAACGCGCAGUGUUUCGGAGAGCGAGUCCUCCUCCUUCAGCCUCCCCUCCUCCUUCACUGCCCCCACUUUCCUGAAAAGCUUUUACCAGGGCUCACUGGGCUCCCUCAGCUCCCUGGCGGACAGUGGGAGCCUCAAGAGCAAUGGGGAAGGAAGGCGGAGGACGCUGUCAGGCUGCAGCAGCGACUCUCUGAGUGGAGGUGUCCCUCUGACCCCACGCAGGGUCUCCUGGAGACAGAAGAUCUUCCUGAGGGUCGCGUCGCCCAUGAACAAGCCAACUGCAUCCAUGCAGAACACAGAGCACGGCGAUGCCAGGGAGCUGUUGCCUCUCUCCCCUCACGCCUCGGACUCAAGCCUGGACCCUUUGGGGCGUCUGCUGCACCCGUCACGUGACCCCACGUCCGAGGAGAAGCCUAAGAGGACGGGGACUGACUACAGGGCCCUCUGGAAGACGGCCAUCCACCAGCAGAUCCUGCUGCUGCGCAUGGAAAAAGAAAACCAGAGACUUGAGGAAGCGAGCCGAGACGAGCUGCACAUCCGCAAGGUGAAGCUCAACUACCAGGAAGUGAGCGAGUGCUCCAAAGAUGCGCAGGCACUGUGGGAGAGAAAACUGACAGCCCCGGGAAGAACCACAGUUCCGCAAGACAGGGACGAUAUGUACCGCGCACUGUGCCAAGGAGUUCCAAAGAGCAGGCGCGGUGAGGUCUGGUUGCUCCUUUCCCAUCAGUACCGACUGUGCCACAGACUGCCACAGCGCCAGCACGCCCCGGACACCCCUUACCACGACCUGUUGAAGCAGCUCACCGCACAGCAGCACUCUAUUCUGGUGGAUUUAGGCAGGACUUUUCCCACUCACCAGUACUUCUCAGCCCAGCUUGGCGCGGGCCAGCUUUCCCUCUACAACCUCCUGAAAGCCUACUCUCUGCUGGAUACAGAGGUUGGCUACUGCCAGGGUAUCAGCUUCGUGGCUGGAGUGCUGUUGCUCCACAUGUGCGAAGAACAGGCUUUUGACAUGUUGAAGUUCCUCAUGUACGACCUCGGCAUCAGGCGGCAGUACAGGCCUGACAUGGUCUCUCUUCAGAUUCAGAUGUACCAGCUCUCCAGGUUGCUGCACGACUACCACCGUGAACUGUACAAUCACUUCGAGGAGCACGAGAUCUGCCCGAGCCUCUACGCGGCGCCGUGGUUCCUCACGCUCUUUGCCUCGCAAUUUCCCCUCGGCUUCGUGUCCCGCAUCUUUGACUUUCUGUUUGUCCAGGGGACUGAGGUGAUCUUUAAAGUUGCCCUCUGUCUGCUGAGCAGCCACGAGGGGGAGAUAGUGGAGUGUGACAGCUUCGAGAGCAUCGUGGACUAUCUGAAAACUACACUCCCCACACUCACGCAGACACAAAUGGAGCAGACCAUUGCCAAGGUAAUGGAGAUGGACAUCUCCAAGCAGCUGCACGCGUACGAAGUGGAGUACCACGUCCUGCAGGACGAGAUGUUAGACGGCGGACCUCAGCCUGACGACUCUGAGCGACUUGACAAACUAGAAAAGACAAACGCACAGCUGAAGAAGCAAAACAUGGACUUGCUGGAAAAACUUCAGGCGGCCCGGCAGAAGAUUCAGACGCUGGAGACGAACGUGGAGAGCUUCCUUUCACGGGAGAGCAAAAUGAAGCACGUGAUUCGCUCUCUGGAGCAGGAGAGGGCAUCUUACCAGAGGACCAUUGAACGCAUGCGCUCGUGCCUUCCCCCUGACGCCCUGACAGAUGUGGAGAUGACCCAGAUCAAAACAGGACCCAAUGGGAAAGCCAAAACUGCAGCCAAGAAGCCCUGAUGAUAACCAGGGGGCGGGGGGGCGCUGGCUGCUCUGGGCAGACGCGCAGGCAGACGCUGAAGUGAGCAAAUGGAGACUGCUCUGAGGAAGGCUGCCGAUCUGCACUGCGUCGUCGUGGUGGCGGACGAGAGUGGCAGCGCUUUGUAAAUGUGUGAUGUGUGGACUUGCAGACGCUAUGUGGAAACAUCUACAGGAUAUUUGAGGUAUAGAACGGUGGGAGGGCGGUUUCAGUCAUUUUAGCAAACAGACUGUUCCCACAGUGCAUCAGAGGUGUUUGUGUCAUCUGCGCCACUGACAGUUUGAAGGUGAAAUCCGGAUACGCAUCAUCCCUCACUCUUCAAAUCUCGUAGGCAAUCACGGGGGGAGUUUUCUAGAUGGACACGAGGAAGAUAUCUGCCUCUGGAGAUAUUUUUGUGCAUUGCCUGGCUGUGUUUACUAUCAGUACUAACAGUGAAGUAGUGAACAGAAGGUGCCUGUUGGCAAAUAGUCCUUUAGACCUCAGGGUCAACUUGUAGCCAUUACCAGUGUGUAUAAUCCUGGGUUGGAUGUUGCAUUGUUUUUGUUGUUUUUGAACUCUAAUGGAAACUUGGCCUCAGGCUAAUUACGUUGCUUUGUUAUUUCCUUCUAUUCACUUGAAAAUUUUGUGAAUGUAAUUUCCCUCCAAAGAUCAGCGCGACGAUAUUCUUUUUUUUUUCUUCUUCUUCUCCCCCCCACACCCCACCACAGAGCUGUUCAGCCACUCCUCAGCCAUAUUAGGCUUUCAAGUUCAGCGCACAUACAAUAUCUCUCUGCUCAUCUCUCAGCACCGCGCCACUGCCUUCACGUGAGAGAUUUUUAGGUCUUGCACUUGCUGAUUUUUUAAAGAGGAAGUGUUUUCUUUUAAAGCUCAGGCAGGAUGUGAGGUUGUCUGCCUUUUCAGUUUCCUGUGUGACUGACCGCGGUGUCGCCUCGGCUCGGCAGCUUGCUCAGACACUGAGGCAGAGUUCACGCUCCCCAGGAGACGCUGAAGAGCAGACUAAGGUGUAGGAGUGAUCCGAACGCACGUCUCCGUUGUAGCCGGUGUUGUUCGGCGUAACAUGAACCUGCAGAUGCGCCGCCGUUUGCAGUGACGCUCGAGCAUUUUGACUGAGUAGAGCUACAACAAAGCAAAUGCGAAGAACUUUAAAGACGCUUUCGGUGGUUAUGAAUUUCUCCUGACACACGUGAAUGCGUGCAGCACAAGCACACACACUGUACAGCCGGCUGGCUGAGUGUAGCUUCAGACAGUUUAUACUGUAUAAGUUCAAAGAGUGUCCCUGGCUCCCUCUUCAGUUUUGCUUUAUCCCACCUCCGCGUGUCUGACUCACCAUUACUAGUUUUGAUUGGAACAGGAGCAGCCCUGUGCUCCACUUUCAGAAAACAACCCUCAACUUUUAAACCUAAGCCAGUGAGAAGGUUCGAGUCCGGCUCGGGCCUCUCUGGGUGGAGUUUGCACGUUCCCCCCCGUGACUGCGUGGGUUUUCUUCGGGUGCUCCGGUGUCCUCCCACCUCCACAACAAGACAUGCUUGUUAAGUUAAUUGGUGAUUCUAAAUUGACCUUAGGUGUGAGCGUGAAUGUUUUUUGUUUUUUUUUGUUUUUUUGUCUGUGUGUUAACCCUGCGAUAGACUGGCGACCUGUCCGGGGUGUACCCCUGCCUCUCCCCUCUCGAUGACAGCUGGGAUAGGCUCCAGCAACCCCCGCGGCCCUACUGAGGAUAUGCGGUAGCAGAAGAUUAGAUGAGAUGUCUGUCUUGGAGAAAAAAAAAAAAAGUUUGGCGUCUGUCAGUCUUCCUGUCCUUGGUGACGACGUGCGACACAUUUGCGUCUGUUUCAAAGUUCUUCUCUAACUUCAGCCCGAGCGAAUGCACUGUUCAGCAGACAGUGCGUUUAUAUUUAGCAAUACUGUGUAUUUGCAUACACCCAGAGCACUUGUCUACUUUUUGCUAGGUUACACAGGGUACCAGGGGGAAAACUCUUCAGUUAUCUUUCUGGUAAUUGAAGUGACACGAACGUUUUGUAAUUUUUUCUCUGAACAGAUCAGCGAGUGAAACAUAUCAAACCAGUCAUUUUAAAACCUCUUCAGGCAUGUGUUGCGUACACGUCUACACACCUUUCCUCUCUCUUUUUUGCCUGUAUUAUGCUCAGAAUGCAGCGUGUCUGUGCGUCUUAGAAAUGCACCAGUGAACCAAAGAUGUCCUUGUUUUCACAAAAGAUUAAUGAAUGAAUUCACUCAAAAUGGAGUGCUGUGUGAAAUGCCGUAACCUCGUCGUCCCCCCUGUGCAUCUUUUUCAGCUUUCUUUAGGUCUCCGCUGUGACGAAAGCUUGAACGCGUACCAAAUAUUGGCAGUAAAAACUUUUAAACACUGUAAAAUAUCAACAGCUGCAGUUUUGUCGUUUUUACACGAUGUUUAUUUCUUGUGCCAAAAACUUUAAGAUGGCCUUUAUUCUCCAUAAAUCUGAGCUAUAAGACCAUUUCUUUCAGUAGCUAUUUUAAAGCACUUUUGCGGUCAGUGAAGGGGAUUUCGUUUUACUUCAGGUGCUCCGAGUCCUGACUUCUGGAUAGUGCUUGUAUCACUGUGCUUUAAGACUGUCAACAUGAGGGCUGAACUGAAACUGUCACGGAUUCUCCAAUAAAUCUCACCUUGCCUUGUU